AUGAAGCGCAGCCAAGGACGAUCCGCCGGCGGCAGCCGCGCAGCUUUUGGCGCCGGGUUCGGUGGCUUUGGUGGGCAGGGUUCGGGCAGCUCCCUCUCAUAUCUAACCGAGCCACCCUCCUUUACUGCUAUUGCGGACCCCAAUACUGUCGUCUCUCUGAAGAACGUUCUGAAAAAGGACAGCACGACAAAGACUAAAGCUCUCGAUGAGCUGCUGGCCUACGUCCAGGCUCACCCCCACGACAAGGAUGGCGGGGUAGAAGAUGCCAUCCUCGACGUCUGGACCCAAGUUUACCCCCGCGUAUCCAUCGAUAAUGCCCGCCGUGUCAGAGAGCAGUCUCAUCAAUUACAGUUUGAGCUUGUCAAGUCUGCGCGCAAGCGCAUGGAACGCCAUAUUCCCAAGGUCGUCGGCGCAUGGCUCGCCGGUCUCUAUGAUCGCGAUCGUGCCGUUGCUCGUGCUGCCAGCGAUGGUCUCGGUUCUUUUCUAACAAGUCCUGAAAAGGCGGAUGCCUUCUGGAAAAAGUGCCAGCCUCAAAUCCUGGCUUUUGCUCUAGAGGCUAUCCAGGAGACCCAAGACAGCUUGAGCGAUGAGCGUUCCACAACAAAAGAAGAUGCCGAGGCCAAGUACUUUCGAGUCAUAAAUGCGAGUCUAUCGCUCGUCCUCAGACUCCUCCAGCGAAUGGAUGAUUCUGACAUGGAUCGCUGUCGAGAUAGCUACGACGAGUAUUUUGCUAGUGACUCUGUCUGGAAAAGUAUCACAGUCGCCGACCCAUCCGUGCGAAGAAGCACUUGUCAACUUCUUGUCUCCUGCCUCGAUCGCAAGCUAUCCUAUGCAGACUCUGUAGAGUGCAGACAGGCCAUGAUUACUGGUGGCCUCAAGACUUCACAGGUCGGAUCUGCAAACGAGUACAUUCUCGCCCUCGCCAAACUCACCAAAAAUCAUCCGGCCAGCUGGGAGGCUUCUACUAAGAGCAAGAAGUCUUCAACAGCACGACUACAUGCAUUUAUUGCGAAAGGUUCACAGGGCAGUCGUGCCAUUUUCUGGGAGUCUUUAGAUACUUUGUUGUCUCUGCUUCCUCGCAGUGUCGUCAAUCUAGACUCAGAAUCUGAGCUGCUAAGUUCGUUGCGCUCCGGAAUCGAGCACCGAGAAGAGCCUCGCUCCAACGCGGAGCUCGCUUGGAAAUGCUAUUCGAAUGCUGCCCAACGAGCGCUCCAGUCCUUGAACGAAACUGAUGCUUGCGAAUUGGUCAAGUCUCACAUAUUCCCUCUUCUCGAGAACUUUUUGUAUCUCCCUGCGGGCCGCAGCUCAUCUAUUGGUCUAGGUACCUUGGGUGAUAUUUAUGGCGCUGCAACUGCCUCGUCUCCCGCAGUUGCUACCGCCGUAGGAGAGGAGCUUACUCGACUGGGUGCAAAGCUUUGCACGCACUUGUCUGGCUCCCUUCCUAGUGUUUCGAAAGAAUAUCAAAGCUCGCAAGAAAAGGUUGGGCAAGAAGGCCGUCGCUGGUUCCAACUUUCAAAGGAACUGCAUCAGCGCUCCAAGUCGGGCAUUCCAUCAGAACUAGUCGAUCAGCCCUCUCUUACUAUUAUCUCUCAAUGCGUAUCGCUUCUGGAGAGCCGAAACAUGAAGCCAUUUGGUGCUGCAAGGACGUUGGAACAAGCUCUUCGAUCUACGCCUCAUCUGUUUUCAGGAGAUGCUGGCGUCCGCAUUUCCAACUUCUUCCUCGCGGCCGCCGAAGACUACAUGGACAAGUUAGUGGAGUCAUCCUCAGCCGCGAUACUUUUGACUUGCUUGGACUUGUCAUCCUCCAUAGAAAAUCUCAGCACCUUGUACAAGUCCACUUGGAGAGCCUGGGUAAAUGAGACGCUUUCACUAACGCCAGGCGAGAAACGUAACGACGUUCUGGCCGGCCUUAUCUCGCAAAAGGCUGCUGCAGACCUUGCUCAGUCUAAUCAAGCAGUGCAAGCUCAAGUUCUAGAGCAGGCAACUGCAGCUGUAGACGGUACCGGUGGCAGCAAGAGUCUUUUGGCAGCAGCUGUCAGCUCUGGCACUUUUUCUAGUGAACACAUUCAGACACUUGCCAAACAUGCGAUCGACGUGCUGCAACAGAAGCCUAGCGCGGGACCUCUGGAUAUUCUGGCAAUCGUGGCUAGCGAAGAUCCAAAGCUUCUCUCCGAAAAUGAUGAUUUACAUACCUCGUUAGUCGCCGUUCUGCUUGGCUUGUCUGAGCUCGACGGAAAUGCAUCUGUUGCUGGCAAAGCGGCCAAAGUCCGCGCUCUCAUGGAUCAGCAUACCGACAGCAAGCUGCCCACGGUCGGCAUCAUUUUAUCCAAUCUCGAGCGUGCAACCCCCCAAUCACUCGACAUCGAAACUCUGGUCAAGCAAGCCAAAGAGGCUAGCUCCACUGCCGUACCUUUAGAAAACCUGCUUCCGAGCACCAACAUUUGGAUGGAACAGCUCAAGCCAUUCUUUGAUCUGCCCAUUAACCCGGUUCUCUCCAUCAGCAGCCCCAUUGGCGGAGCUACUACCUUGUCCACCUCGUCUCCCACUCUUACCAAAAAGACCCUUCGCGUGCCCCGUGACAGACGCGGACGCUCUGUUCCCGCACGAAUGGCCAUUUACCUGUCACUGCUGACCACCGAGGGCAUAGACCUGACCAAGCUCCCUUCACAAUUCCUAGUUGAGCUUCUAUAUCUCCAGUGUAUAACUGUCCAGCUCAUCUCCGAUCAAAUCACGCUCGGGGAUAGGAAUGGUCUUUUCUUCAACCUCGAUAGCGAGGAAAGCAUGCGUGAAGCGGACACCGUAAUUAUCUCUCUACGAUUACUACUCAACAAAUACACAGCAGAGAAGGAAUGGUGGGUGACUGGAAAGGGAGACUCCGAAGCAGAACUGAUUCGUGAACUGGCCAAUCUUUUGGUUCGGCAGUCAAAGUCGCUUUCGCCAUCCGCUGCUUACAGUUCUCGGGCCCUUAGCGAAGUUCUUCAAGCAACUGCAGAAUCGCAAGGCUUAUCUACUUCUCUGGAAGAGCAUUUUGUCAAAUCCGAAUAUCUCAAGUCUACCUCCGACACUGUUCUCGUCAGUGCUGCCAUUCUUGCGGGACUUGGCGAGUCUCUGCAGGCGUCAAAGCAAAUUAGUACUUUUUGCAAUCGGCUUGUUAGCGACGUGGCCGGUGCAUCGGCUGACGGCGAGAGAACAAAGUCGAUAUUGUCGCUUCUCACUCUCUGCUCUCGGCUGUACGAAUCCGGAGGCUUGCCUGUUGCAAACAAUCGCAUAGUGUUUGCCGUGCGUCAGAUCACCAGUUGGCUCGAGGAGCCUGAGCUUUUGGAUGCACAGAUUUCCACCGAGAUCUGCCGCACCCUCGCCAGCCUACUUCCGUGCAUGAAAGACGUAUACGGCUCGUAUUGGGAGAAGACGGUCGCUUUUUGUCUUGACACAUGGCGCAACGAAUCCGAAUUCGACCUUGAGGACCUGCUGCCGCUGGUGCAUGCGUCGCUGAAGCUAGGACGGGUCCUCGAAACUAUUUCAGAGCCAAAUGAUGACAUGGAGGACGCGCUCAAGGAUCUUGACGCUGACAAGCCAGCGGCUCUGGUGGAGCUUAUGAGGCUUCUCCGUGACGUGGAUGCCCCUGCGGCUGAGAUUGUGACCACGGUUUUGUCAAGAGAGGUAGGCAAGAUCAAGGUGCGCCAAAUCCCCGAUUUAGGAGAUAUAUACCCUCUGCUUGCUUCCGAAUCUCGAGACAUCCAGACAGCCGCCUUUGGUUUACUGCACCGAGCGAUCCCAGCACAGCAGGAACAAGCAUCUGUGGACGUGCUAUUGGAUAAGAUGGACGCUCGACUGCCUGACGAACUGCUUUCUCUGCUUCUGGAUGCACCCACGCUGGAAAGCUACUCAGACGAGAGUCUCACGCAAUUUCCGCUGGCUAUUCGCUGCUAUCUUCUUUCAUGGAAGCUCGUAUUUGACGCAUUUUCAGGUGCAUCAUUCAAAGUACGAAAUGACUUUGCCGAGAAUCUGAAGACGGAAAACUACGUCGGCCCGUUGCUCGACUUUACAUUUGACGUGCUCGGUCAUUCGGCGGCGCAUGCUUUGAAUCUGGACAAGGAGAACCUCUCGUCGGAGCAUAUUUACAACUACGAUAUUACGCUUGCCGACGCCGACACGGAAGAAAAGAGCAUGCAGUGGCUCCUAGUCCAUCUGUAUUACCUAGUUCUCAAGUACACCCCCGGCCUGUUUCGUACCUGGUAUAUUGACUGCCGGUCCAAGCAAACGCGCAUCGCUGUCGAGGCGUGGACGACCAAGUACUAUUCGCCGCUGAUUAUCGGCGACAACCUGGACGAGGUGCAACAGUGGGCGGAUGCGCAGGAGCCGCCCGCCAUGGACGAGCAGGAGCUGCAAGUCCGCGUCUCCAAGGCGGCGCGCGAGGUGACGGCCGGCUACGAGGUGGAUGAGUCGCAGGCCUCGAUUGUCAUCAAGGUACCCGCCAGCUACCCCAUUGAAAGCGUGACCGUCUCGAGCCUGAAUCGCGUAGCCGUGACGGAUCGCAAGUGGCAGAGCUGGAUCAUGACGACACAGGGCGUCAUUACCUUUUCCAAUGGCAACAUUAUAGAUGGCCUGCAAGUGUUCAAGCGCAACAUUAUCGGCGCGCUCAAGGGCCAAUCCGAGUGCGCCAUUUGCUACAGCAUCAUCUCGACGGACAAGCGCAUGCCGGACAAGCGCUGCACGACGUGCAAGAACCUGUUCCACAGAACCUGUCUGUACAAGUGGUUCCAGAGCAGCAACCAGAACACGUGUCCGCUGUGCAGAAACCCGAUUGACUACUUGGGCGCAGACACGCAAAAGAGGCGACAGUAA
Messenger RNA from Beauveria bassiana ARSEF 2860, 4845 nucleotides. RefSeq lists its product as uncharacterized. Gene Ontology annotation, cellular component: RQC complex; cytosol. The coding region runs from base 1 to 4845 and encodes 1614 amino acids. Gene Ontology annotation, molecular function: ubiquitin protein ligase activity; ribosomal large subunit binding. The transcript is spliced from 3 exons. Lineage: Eukaryota; Fungi; Ascomycota; Sordariomycetes; Hypocreales; Cordycipitaceae. Gene Ontology annotation, biological process: ribosome-associated ubiquitin-dependent protein catabolic process; rescue of stalled cytosolic ribosome. The record is from RefSeq and is a predicted model, not a curated record.